This is a messenger RNA of Melopsittacus undulatus (budgerigar), 8817 nucleotides long. It is a transcript of the gene ARL5A, whose product is annotated as ARF like GTPase 5A. Gene Ontology annotation, molecular function: GTP binding; GTPase activity. The record is from RefSeq and is a predicted model, not a curated record. The coding region runs from base 273 to 812 and encodes 179 amino acids. Lineage: Eukaryota; Metazoa; Chordata; Aves; Psittaciformes; Psittaculidae. The transcript is spliced from 6 exons. Gene Ontology annotation, biological process: intracellular protein transport; protein localization to Golgi membrane; vesicle-mediated transport. Gene Ontology annotation, cellular component: trans-Golgi network; cytoplasm.
CCGUGCCUACGGUGGCCGCAGGGUGGCCGGUGGCAGUGUGUCGUGUCGCGUCUCUCUCAGCGCUCCGCGGCCGGCCCGGAUAGGCGGUGAGGCGAGAGGAGCGGGGCGGCGGCGAUGUCCGAGGGUGAGCAGGCCCGGCGAGGCCCUAGCCCGCCUUUCCGCCGGCAAACCGUGCUCUGGGCCGGGCCCUGAGCCGCCCGCGGCCCGGGAGCGGGGUAAGCCCGCGGUAGGUGCUGAGGAGCCGGCGAGGCCCGGAGCUGCCCCGGCUGAGGAUGGGGAUCCUCUUCACCAGGAUCUGGAGGCUGUUCAACCAUCAGGAGCACAAAGUAAUCAUUGUUGGUCUGGAUAAUGCAGGAAAAACGACCAUUCUUUAUCAGUUCUCCAUGAAUGAAGUGGUGCAUACCUCACCCACUAUAGGGAGUAACGUGGAAGAGAUAGUGGUUAACAACACACGCUUUCUGAUGUGGGAUAUCGGAGGGCAGGAGUCUCUUCGGUCUUCAUGGAACACCUACUAUACAAACACCGAGUUUGUGAUAGUUGUUGUGGACAGCACAGACAGAGAGAGAAUUUCUGUGACUAAAGAAGAACUGUAUAAAAUGUUAGCACAUGAGGACUUAAAAAAAGCAGGUUUGCUGAUCUUUGCUAACAAGCAGGAUGUCAAAGAGUGUAUGACAGUAGCUGAAAUAUCUCAGUUUCUGAAAUUGACUUCAAUUAAGGAUCACCAGUGGCACAUUCAGGCAUGCUGUGCUCUAACUGGAGAGGGACUGUGUCAAGGACUCGAAUGGAUGAUGUCAAGACUUAAGAUCAGAUGAUUUUUAAUGACCUCUUUGCACAGACAUUGCUUAAAAAGAACUGUACCCAGGAUUACCUUCACAGUGGCAGAAUUAAUGGGUUAGAUGUAUUUAUACUGAACUGAUUUCAACUUUAUUUUCUACAUAGAUGCACACACACCUAUGUGUAUAUAAAUUAAGACCAUUCGGCAAAAGAGAGAUGCUGUUAUCGCUCCAGUUUGAUUUCUGGUUUGUUUUCCUCCGAAGAUAAGUUAAAAGCUGUGAUCAACCUUCUUUUCAAGAUACAGCCACUUGGAAUAGUCCAGUGUUGAGUAGGGUGAAGAAGAAGUGAGAGGAAGGAGCUUUUAAUUUUGAGUUUUAUUAUUCCAUUGUAGUCCUCUCGAGUUGAAGAUGCUGGCUUCAUUAUUCCAGUAAAUUAGCAAGCAAAUCAAUGGCAUAGAUAUCAACUUUCCAGUAUUUUUAAGGUUACUGAUGUUACAAAUGCAAAAUAUUUUCCUGUAUGUGUACUGUACAUAUUUGUGUAUAUUUAUACCUCAAUUUUAGGUUAAUUGCAAUCUGUUCAGACCAGUGUGUAAAGCUGAAUCAGUAUGUUGACAGUAAUACUAAUAUUUGACAUCACCAACAUGUCACAAGUUCUUUUCCUUUGUUACCUGUAUGGCUGUAGCAUCCAUCAGACAGUUGGCUCACCACAACUUUAUAAAGAAAACUCUCUUAAGACUGUUGCUCGUUUUUCACAUAAUUUUUCAGUUAGGGAGGCUGCUGUAAUGGAUUGGGGCAUAUAGACUAUGAGCUGUGAGUUACAGUGUCGGCAAACAGUGAACAUUUGCCAAAGAAUUUAAAAUGAAAUGGGGUUUGUCUUUUUCUUUUUUUGUUUGUUUUUUUUUUUUCCUGUGGUAGUCAUAAUUAGAUACGGUGAUUCCAAAAAGUGUGUGUCAUGGCUGUCCUAUUGCUGUCCUAUGGUACUGCUGCUCUUUUUUUUGCAGUACUGUUCAUUUAUGCUUCAAGUCUAGUAGGAGUACCUUUAGCUGUUGUAAAGGGAAAAAUGUCAUCUCUUUUUUUCUUAACCAAAGAAGAGGCACAAAAGUAUGUUUAAAAGUCCCACUGGAAUCUUAUAAACCAAGUCACAUUCUGUAUCAAGUGUUUUUCAGAGGAAGGCACACUUCUAUAGUGUAAAAUAUAUCUAUAUAUCUAUAUAUCUAUCUAUAUGCAAUGGGUGGAACUGGGAUGGGGAACAAAACAGAUGACACUACUUGAAAAGCUGUACGUGACCCAUUCAUUGUGUUCCCACAGAACUUCCAGGGCAGUACUUCUUGAAAAUAAAACUCUUGCAUGGUUCCCAGGUGAGUUACAAAGAAACAUCAGAGCACUAUGUGGUUAUCUUUUCUUCCUUUAGUACCUGAUGGGAUGAUGUCCAUAUGAAGUUGUUUAGAAUUCCUUUUUUAAAGGAUACAGGCUUUUCAGUGGGAUGGGAGUUGGAUGGUUUGAAAUGUUACCACUAUUGUGAAGGUGCACAUAGCCUUAACCAUAGGCUUUUUUAUGUUGGAGAUGGAUGUUUGGGGAAUGUAGCAAAAUGAAAUAAAACUUUGUUUAAAAUCUCCUUCCCUUUGCUCACACAUCUGAUAAGGAUGAAAAAGACAUUUUAAAGAAAAGGUUAGUUUGAACUUUUUAAGGUGCCUAUGUUUGGUUAUGGGAUAAUACACUCAGUGCACCUGCCUUCUCAUUUGCCUCCUUCACUGCAGAUUAUGUGGGGAAUUUGUGGGGAAAAGAAGGGAGGCCAUUUCAAAAGUUUCUGUUUAACAAAAGCAGGUAAAGAAUUUAACUUUUUAAUAUAUUUUUGUUAUCUCUUUAUGAUGCUCACUGGCUAGGGAAUCUGCUGUCUUUGGUAAACGUUUUAAUGUGUACAUGCAUAUAUUUAUAGUGCAUGCACAUAGAUACUGGUAUUUAACUGGUGUAUUGCUAAAAUGUAUAAAUGUUUGAAGAAGUAACAAUUUAAUGCAAAGACUUUCUCAGUUUAUCUGAUAGUAUCCUCAAGAAAUGAGCUCUGUGCACACUUGCAUAUGAAAUGGAAUUGUAUCUUUUCUAGUCUUAAAAAAGAAAAAGCAGACUUGCUUAUAAACCUGAGUGUUUGUUUUUUGAGUCUUAUGUCUUCCCUUUCAUCCCUUUAAAGUACUUUGCUUUAGUAGUAUUAAAUACUGCAUACUUCUGCCUGAAUCAUAGAAUCACAGAGUGGUUUGGGUUGGAAGGGGCCUUAAAGACCAUCUAGUUCCAACUCCCCUUCCAUGGACAGGGACAUGUUCCAUUAGACCAGGUCGUUCAAAGCCCCAUCCCCUCUGCAUCCAGUCUGCACAGGUUGUGUGUGUUGAGUUUUUGUUUUUAAGAAAAUGAGUUACUGGAAGAAAAAUCAUGAAGCAGUAUUCUGCUGCUUACUCCCUCGUUUAAAUUUGUAGGUGUUAAUAUGUCCAUGUAGUGAAAGUACGGUGUUCUUUUACAGGUAUGGCUUAUGUUGCAACCAGACAUUUUGUUUACACAUAGGCAAGCUUACAGUGAUUCUUUUUCCCUCUGGGUAACCUGGCCACUUCCACUUUCUGUAAUGUCUAAGAUACUGCAUGGUUCACUUCAUCUUUGUUUCACAGAGCGUAGCAGAGUUGGGAAUAACUGCACUCAUCAAGACCACCUGUUAAAACAAUGACUUUUGUGCCCUAAAGAGUUUAUAAUCCAAAAAUUAAAUUGUGUGUUGGAUAGUGAACAAUUCAGCCUUAAUUCAGCUACAAAAAAGCACAUACAACGAAGAGUUCUUUAUCGUUUUGUGAUCCCCUAGUAUCUUAGAGUGGAGAUGUGCUCUUCAGGAGUUAGAAUUAAGUGGUGGCUGAUGCCUGCUGACGCAUCUCCUGCCUUACAGCAUUCUUGACAGGGGUUUAGGAAUUGAAGGAAGACGCCCCUUCAUUUUAAAUGUUGGAUUUGCAGUCUCUAGAGGGAUUCCAAAUCCUCACCUUGUGUGGGUGGUGUGAUUGUGCGUUUCAAAGAGAGCAAAGCAGAGUGAAAGGGGUAUGGUAUUAUCCAGGCAUUGCAGUGGAAGCUUUUGUAGGAAAGUUUGCCUGCCUGGAGGCUCUUCAUGAAAACAAGUGUAUGUUCAGAUACUAACAAGAUGAACCUUAGAAGAAUAUACAAGUAUGUACCCUCAGGUAGCAUUGUACUGUGAUGGUCCUCUCCUACAUACCUCCCCUCUUGUGUAAAGCUGGCAAUGCUUUUAAAUUUAAUCCCCUAGUGGAGCUGGAGAAGACCUGGCAAACUUCUGAACACAGAACCCCUUUUUUCAUGUGCUUUUUGUUUACAUCUCUUCUUCUUCCUGUAGGACCUUUUGCAUUUUUCUCAUAGUUGUGUCCAUAGAAAAGCAAGUUAACUUUGCAUCAGUGCUGCUUUCAGCUUCACUCAUUAUUGUUUGGAAGUGAUUGUUUUACCAUGAGUCAUGACCUUGAUUUGUAUUGCUUUUGUAUUUUCACCCUUUUGUGUGUUGUUUUGCCUUUGCCUUCAACUAAAGCUUAACUUUAGUUUGCCUUUGUUCUUCAUGAAAUUCAUUCUUAGGGUAUUCUAAAGAAAAAAGGAAGGGUCUUUAAAAAGGUUAUGUAAGUUUACGCUGCAGAAUGCCAUUUUACUGCUUUUUUUUUCUUUUUUUUUGCCAUUAAGUCAUAUUUCAACAACUUAAUCCUAAAAAUGUUUAUUUUGGUUUAGCAGGUAAUAAGCUUGGUAGAUAAUCUCUAUAAUAUGCUGCCUCUGUGACCUGCAAAUUAUGUAGGUUUUAAAUUGUGAGGAAAUGCAGAAUAUAGAGCUUGGAAAAUGUGAACAGGGAUCUCCAUGGCUUCAUUUAUUUUUUUUACUUUUUUUUUCCAGGUGGCUUAAUACCUGUUUUCCUAUGCAUUAUAUAGUAUGUUCUUAGGUGUAGCAGUGUGAAUGUUAAAUGUAUCUGAUAGGCACCUUCUACCGUCUAUGCAGCUCAAGUGCCUAAGACUAAUUCAGUAGUCGGGGUUUUUCGUCCUAUGCUACAAUUUCCAUUUCCCCUAAAAUAGAUAUAUUUCUAUAAAGGCAUUUAAAUGUUUGUAAAUGAGUGGGUUUUUUUCCCUCCCUUCAUGCUGUUUUUAACAUGAUUUAUGAUAAAUUAAUUUGUUACAGUUCUUUCUAUCCUGAGCAUUCCAAGCACUUUUCCAUUUAUCAGGCUUCACAUAGUUAGCUUGCUUUAUGAAAGGAAAUAUGAAAUGCAUCCUUGUAUCAGACUUGUUAGCUGGAAUUUUUUUCAAGGAACUCUCUUUAAAUAACUUACUUCAAGAAUACUUGGCCUUGUAAGCAUCCUAAUGUAAGUAGUUCCUUUUUAAUUGGUGAGGAAAACAUUAGGCUCUUGUGACUGUCAGACUAACUAUGUCUGAAAAACCGUUUUCACUAAUUCCAAUGAAUGUAAUAUUAAGCCUUGAAUUGGUGCGUUACUGAGUAUUACAGGAUGGGAAUGAUUUAAUGUCACGAAGAAUGGCACUAAGAAAGCAAAAUAUCUCUGCAUAUAGUUAUGAUGUGUAUUAUAAAUACAAAUGUGACUUGAAUAUAAUUGUUGCAGUGAAUAUAUUAAAUGUACAAAAAUGAGAAAUUGUAAGUGGUUGCCACUGUAACUUUUUUACAAUGUGCUUUAGAAUCAUAAGCAGAAAUUAUAUUCUUGCCUUACUAGGAUUUUACUGGUUAAUUUUUAUAUUGUACAGAAAUUGUUUUUGAAAACUUUCUUCAUAUCAGAUAGCCUUUAUCCAUAACAGGGUCACACUCAUGUACUACUCUUAGCCUUUUAAGCCAGGCCUUCGGUGAAUAAGGACACAGGCUGGGUGUUUUUUAAGCUUUUCAUAUUUGUAAAUUUAGAGAACUUAGCUCAUACUGAAUUAAGGUAGAACAUGCUGCUUUACAUAGAAGGCUAUAAAUCAUUGUAAAUCAUCAGCUGUUAACUCUUGUCUAAAUAUGUUCUUCAUCAAACACUGUGGAAGGUUGAAGAAGUGGCCAAGACUUACUCUCCUGCUGAGCCGUUCAAAGAUUGAAAACCAAAACACCUCAGAUUGGAAAGCCUCAGCAUUUUAUGGGUAAUAAAUUGAAGAAUUGGUAGUAUAAGAUAAGAGGAAUGGUAACCAAUCCAGUUUAAACUGUGUGUAUAUCAUGGUUUCAGGAAUGUUUUCAGCAUACCCUUGACCUUCCUGUAACAUGCUUUUCCAAACCCUUUAAUCCUGUGGCCCCAGUUCUGUACUUGGCCUGUACGUGCUGCUCUAAGUGCAAGUCUGCCUUUCUCCAGGAGUCGUCAGAGGGAACUGACCUCUUUGUCUUUAUGCUCUGCCAAGAACUGGAUGAUAAUACUAACCUCCAGCACUAAACCUACAAUCCUUUGAGUAUAAACUUAUCAGAUUAGUAUACUAAUGAUGUAGUUAUGGUAUGGUAUGUUAUCUGUCUGGUUUUAAUGAAUGCAAAAUAACAUCCAUAUAUAUACACUCAUGAAUCAUAUCACCAGAGUCAUACUUAUUUUGAUCACUUGUAUUUUGUUCUUUUCUUUCUAAAAAGUUUGUCUUCUUUCUGAAAGAAAUGCAUAAAGUAUGUGGUUAACACUGAUACUGCAAUAAAAUUCCAUGCCAGAACAUACAAAUUUAUUGCUUCAAAUUAAUAGAAGACUUGCGAGGGCUGGCGCUUCCUGGCUUGAGCACUUCUGUGUCUGGAACUUCCACAUGUUUAUCUAAGUAAUUUGGCUAAAACUUUUUAUACAGCUAUUUAUUAUAAUAAAGUUCAAUUAUGAUUCUCUUAAGUGACUUUUCCUGAAAUUUUAUCAGAAUGUGCCUUGAAUUGUUUCCCCUUUGCUUCUUUCUGUCUUUCCUGGCUUUAAAAAUAUGAUUUUAAUUUAGUUGAAGGGAAUUUAUUCACAUCUUCUGAUUCCUUCAUGUCUUCUCAGUUCUUGUCUUCUUAUACUUUGUGAAACAAAUGCAAAUUUGAUCUAGAAUUGUUGGGGCAGGGAGAUGUGUACAAGCAUAUAUGCACAUUUACAGACAGUGUCAGAAUUGCUAAUUCUUGAGAACCUACCUGUAUUUAUUAAUUUAAGAUGUAAUAACUUGUCAAAAUCUUACUGUUUGUGUUAAACCUUUUGUGUGUGUUGCAGUGAAGCUUUUUAAACAGAGACAAUUUCUGACAUAGUAUAUGGGGUUUUCUUGGUGUUCUGAGGAUGAAGUGCACUGCUCUGCCGCACCUGCCAUUGCGGGGUUUGUAUUAGGAGAUUGUUUAGCAUUUGGGACAAGUUGGGUAGUAAGUACGAAUUGGCUGUUUUCACAUAGAAUGGAAAUUAAAAUGAAUGGUGAAAUGUUCUUUUCCUAUAAAAAUGCUGAAUUCCUGUGGUGUACCACUCCUGCAUAUUCACAUACGACCUGCUGGUAUUUGCAGCCUUGGGAGUGAUAGGAGAUCACAGGUAACUUAGAAAGCAAAAGAGAUGAUGCCAAAGCUGGGUUAAAAAGUACAAUUGUUACAGUACUGUACUAAAGGUGUGCUGCUCUUCGGCUCUGCAACCUGCACAGCCUUGUUCCGCGUGUUAAUUUUGAACUUCUUGCUUGAUUUCAAACUGUGCAAUAUUUGUUAUCCAUGUGGUAAUCUUGUGCAGUAACGUGAUUGCACAGUCAGGUGAUGUUAACAGAGUUCUGAAGAAUCAAUAAACACAUCCCCCCCCCUCUGGUAUGAAGGUGCGAGAGAUGGAAAAGCUUUUCCGCCUUCUCUGUCCUUUGGCCUUUGGUUUCAGCUGUGUGACUAGCAGAAGUCUUCUUCCUUUGUGACUCCCUUUUCCCUUUUGGGUGGGCUUUUUCUCCAGCUCCUCCCUGAUGCUGGCUGGUGUGGCCGUGUCACAUGUUGCUGUACUCCACCCUCCAGCAAUAAUGGUAUGGAGGAGAAGGAAGGGUGAGCUAUCUUCAGCACUGUGCCACUUGGGCUGUACGGAGCUGUUUCUUUUACUCUUAACAAAGCUAUUCCUUGAGUUUGAUACAACUUUUCUGAAAGAUCUUAUUUUCUUCUUGAUUCUGAUUAAAUACAAAGUGAUUGUAAUUCCCCCACCAUUAUCACAUACUCAUUUUUGUCUAUUUCAGUACCAGGUUCCUCUGAACUCUGUUUCUUGGGCCAUGUGCCUGUUGCCUGCCUCUCAUCCCCUUGGUGCUGUCUGUAUCACCACAUUGGUCCAUUAAAAAUACAUGCCAAAAAAGUAUUUCUGAAGGUUCUUAUUCUGGUAUGAUUUUAGCAUUAAAUACCUUUAUUUUAACUGUGCACAAAAAAAAUAUUCACCACUGCUGAACUCCAGCCACUUCUGCAUCCAGCAUCUGAGUAUUUUGUGUAGAGCUGAAAUGAGCCUUGGCACAGUCAUUUACAUCUGGUGUAUGAAACUGUAAAUAGACUUUGACAGAAAAUGCUGUUGCUUUUUGUCUUUUUGUCCUUGACUGUAUGAAAGUUAAAGACUACUGUGUUCUCUUUGUUUUUUUUUUGUUUUGUUUAAUUAAAAUUACAGUAUAUUUUCUCAAUCCUAUUGCCGCUUUUAACAUUACGGGUCAUGUCAUGACUCUUUCCUUGCACAUUGAUUCAUUUUCUCUGAAUAUGGUCAAAUUAGAUGCAAAACUACAGAAUAGUCAAUGUCUUCAUUGACUUGUUACUAACUUUGUUUUGUCUUGCUUUUUGCCCCUUAUUCUUCAGAAUUGGAAGGCUUUUUUCCUCGCCUCACAAUCUAUAUGUGUAUAUAUAUCUGUAGCCAAACAACUGGAGUCAUGCAAAGAGAUGCAAAUCAUGGAAUAGUAACAGUGAAAAUAGUCUGAAUUUUUUGUUCAUAAAUAUUUAGUAUAAAUGGUGGUACUGUUGAAGACUUGCUUCUGAGGUCCUUGUACUGUUGAAUCCUAUCAGACACCCCAUUACUAUCAAUAUGUACAGCUUUGAAACAUGAAUUAAUGGAUGCGUAUUAGAGUUGUGUAAGCAACUAAUAAACCUAACAAUUUGUAUUAAA